Nycticebus coucang (slow loris) is the source of this 5136-nucleotide messenger RNA. RefSeq names its product formiminotransferase cyclodeaminase N-terminal like (gene FTCDNL1). NCBI's taxonomy places the organism in Eukaryota, Metazoa, Chordata, Mammalia, Primates, Lorisidae. The transcript has 6 exons. The coding region runs from base 212 to 1198 and encodes 328 amino acids. Gene Ontology annotation, molecular function: transferase activity; folic acid binding. The record is from RefSeq and is a predicted model, not a curated record.
CCCGCCGCUCCCAGUGGGCCUCGUGGGGCCCGGGAGUCACUCGAGUUGCCCCUUAGCCCACGUGGCCCUGGGAUACUCCACCCAGGGAAAGAAGUCGGGACAGCGCGGUGGUGGUGGGGGGUCGCAACGGCCGGGUUCUGGCGCGGAGCACCGGUUCCCGCUGCCUCUGCGAGUCUCUUUGUGGCCUCCGGAGUGACAGUGGGGAAAAAUCAUGUCUUCCUCCAGACUGGGGCUCCGUUUGGCUGCCUGUUUACUAAACAUUUCAGAAGCUAGAAGAAAAUGCGUUGUUGAGAACAUAGCAAAAGCAGCUCUUCUUGACAAAAAUGGACAGAAAAAUCCUGAAGUAACAGUGCUCAAUGUAUUUUCUGAUGAAGACUAUAACAGAUCAGUCAUUACAAUAGCAGCUUCUAUUGAUAAGUUGGGCAGCUCCGUUCUGGCUACUUGCUUGGAGGCCUUCCAUGCUAUUGAUAUGGAAGUUCAGGAGGGAAUCCACCCUUGCCUGGGCGCUGUGGACCUGAUUCCGAUUUACCCUCUCUCUGGUGUCGGAGUGGAAGAGUGUGGAAUGGUGGCAAGAAGCCUGGCCCAGGAGCUGGCCCUGCACAUCCCCGGCUGCAGCGUGUUCCUCUUUGGGGAGGCUGACCUGCCUGAGAAGCGCAGUCUUGUCCAGAGAAGGAAGCAGCUGGGCUGGUUCACAAGGAGGGACUUCAGUGCUCUUGAGCCUGACCUGGGAGCUGCCCCUGCCCGAAGAUGUGGUUUGACAGGUGUUGGUGCUAGCCCGUACGUGAUGAACUGCAACAUUACCAUUGAUUCUCAAGACUUGCCAGUGGGAAGAGAGAUCGCAAGUGCCAUUCGGGGCUCCAGUGCAAACGGAUUGAAAGGUGUCCAAGCAAUGGCUUUUCCCCACAAAGGGAAAAUUGAGAUAGCUUGCAAUGUAGAGUGCUUUGAAGACCAACAAGCUACAGAAAUCUCAGAAGACUCUCAAUACGUGGUUUACAGCGUCCUCGACAACCAUUUUUCGUAUGUGUCUCCUCAUUACAUAGAAGCUCAAGUUAAAAAGUUGGCAGGUGAUCGGGGAAUUGGUACUACAGGGACAGCAUUAGUUGGAUUUACACCCCAAGAGUGCAAGGACUGUGCUGAAUAUGCUAUAAAGGAAAAUAUUGGGGAAUUCUGGAAGAUUCGGGGAGGUAUUUUCAUGUGAUCCGAUCUAAGGCUUCAUUGAAAUUUUAGGGAAAGUUAUUAGUCAUUGCAAAUUUUCUUUUGGCCAGUGAAGAUAUGGGGAAGCUACAGAGAGCUUAGGUGAAGCUGUGUAUUGGAAAAUUGGAAGCAUUCUUUGUUUAGCAACAACAAAUGUUCAUAUGUUAUCCAUGAUUGCCCUAUGGAAUGUCUAGUCAUCAUUAACACUUUGAAAGAAUCUCCAUACUAUGUUCUAUAGAGGUUUUACCAGUUUGCAGUCCCACCAACAGUGUAUGUGUUUCUUCCACUCCACAUCCACACCAGUGUCUACUGUCCUGAGACUUUUUGAUAAAAGCCAUUCUUGGGGUAUAUGGUAUCCCUUUGUGCUUUUGAUUGGUGUUUUCUUGAUGACAUUAAGCAUUUUUUAUCUUGUUUAUUGGCCAUUAGCUUAUCUUCUUUUAAAAAGCUUUUAUUCAUGUCUUUUGCGCACUCUUUAAUGAGAUUGUUUGAUUUUUUUCAUGAUGAUUUUUUUGAGAAAAUAGUGUUGAGAUUCCUCCAGGAACUAAAAGUAGACCUACAUUUGAACCAGCAAUCCCACUACUAGGUAUUUAUUUCAGGAAAAAAUGUCAUUUUAUCAAAAAUACAACUGCAUUAAAAUGUUGAGUGCAGCACAGUCCACAAUCGCAAACAUGUGGAAUCACCCCAAGUGCCUAUCAGUUCAUGAAUGGAUUAAUAAAAUGUGGUAUAUGGAUACCGUGGAAUACUACUCAACUAUAAGAAAAAAUGAAUUGAUAACCUUUUGCAACAAUCUGGGUAAAACUGGAGACCAUUCUCCAAAAUGAAGUAUCACAAGAAUGAAAAAACAAGCACCACCUGUACUCAAUGCAAAAUUGGAACUAACCGAUCAGCACUCAUGUGCACAGAUAGAAGAAAAGUUCAAUGGAAAUUAAGCAAGUAGGAUGAAAUUAUACCUAACAGGUACAAUGUAUACUUUCUGACUGCUGACCACACUUAGAACUUUGACUUGAGCAGUCCAAAAGUAAUCCAUGUAACCAAAACAUUUGUACCCCUGUAAUAUUCUGAAAUAAUAAUAAAUUAAUUAAUUAAAAAACAAUUGGAAUGCAUCUUCUUGUCACAAGGUAUAGUAACUUGUAAAUAUUAGAAACUCUGCUGAAUCAGCUGGGUAAAACGGCUGUGGGGGCUAAUUAUUAGGGGAAAAAGCUAAAAUGGAGUUGAUUUGGUUUUCCUGAAUGAAUCUUAAGUUCUGUAUUCAACUCUUGUUUUAUGAGUAACCAUUCUUUUAAAAUACGCAUUUUAAAAAAUCAAGUACAGGGUGGUGCCUGUGGCGCAGUGAGUAGGGUGCCGGCCCCAUAUACCCAGGGUGGCGGGUUUGAGGCUGGCCCCGGCCAAACUGCAACAAAAAAAUAGCCCAGUGUUGUGGCAAGCACCUGUAGUCCCAGCUACUUGGGAGGCUGAGGCAGGACAGUUGCCUAAGUCCAAGAGCUAGAGAUUGCUGUGAGCUGUGACGCCACAGUACUCUAACGAGGAAGACAAAGUGAAACUUGUCUCUAAAAAAAUAAAAAUAAAUAAAAAUUAAAAAAUCAAGUACUAAGUGAGCAAAAAGUGGGGGGAAAUUAUAAAAUAAAAUCUGUCUUUGGAAGCAUGAUUGUUCUUUUUUGGCUUUGUUCAUUAAGAGAUAACACCAUAAGUCAGUUUUGUCUAACCAUAGUGCUGUGACGUCACAGCUCACAGCAACCUCAAACUCUUGGGCUUAGGCGAUUCUCUUGCCUCAGCCUCCCAAGUACCUGGGACUACAGGUGCCUGCCACAACGCUCAGCUAUUUUUUAUUUAGUUUUAUUUUUUUGAGACAGAGCCUCAAGCUGUCGCCCUGGGUAGAGUGCUGUGGCAUCACAAAUCACAGCAACCUUCAACUCCUGGGCUUAAGCGAUUCUCUUGCCUCAGCCUCCCAAGUAGCUGGGACAGGGCGCCUGCCACAAUGUCCAGUUAUUUUUUGGUUACAGUUGUCAUUGUUGUUUGGCAGGCCUGGGCUGGAUUCAGACCCGUCAACUCUGGUGUAUGUGGCUGGUGCCAUAGCCGCUUGAGCUACAGGCGCUGAGCCCCGGCUAUUUUUUAGAGAUGGAAUCUUGCUGUUGCUCAGGCUGGUCUCGAACCUGUGAGUUCAGGCAGUCCACUUGCCUCAGCUUCUCAAGUGCUUGUCUAACUUUUUAAUGUUUAUAGAGGGAGAUGGCAUGGUGGUGUGGGCUUCAUUCAAGGGAGUAUUUAUUCUUUUUGGAAUUUAAAUGGAAAGUCUAAAGUUUUAGGAAAUAUAUUGCUUUUGACCAAAGAGAAAGGUAAAGGUGGAAGAAAUUUUAAAGGUGGAAUGAAAUAAAAAUUGUUGAUUCUGGCAAUUUUAUGUAAAUCUUUAUUAUUUACAUUGCUUUAGUACAAUAUGCUUUCUAUCCAUAAAGCACAGAGAAAUGAAUAUUUCCACAAAUUAUGUUUAGCAAGAAUGCUUAACUUUUUAAAUAAGAGCACAAAAUGUGAAUUUGUUUUAAGGAAUUGAAAAUAGAAGAGGCUGAACUCAAAUAUUUUUAUAGGAUCUUGUGAUCAGUCCUAAUUUUUUAAAGCUUAUAUUAGACUCUUGAAUCUGAUUGCAUUUAUUUUGUUCCAGAAUUGCAAUUCUGUGGGCAUUUUCUUUUCUUUGUUAAUAUAAUUACAAAAAUAUGGAAAAAAUGAUGGACUAGGUAUGGUUUGCAGACUUAAGGAAUGUUAGUUGCUCUGGUGAAGAGAGAAAAUGCUGUCCGGUUAGACCCAAUGCAUCAUUUUCUCAGUCUGGUGCCCAGUUCUUCCCUUGCUCUGGCAGAGGCCACAUGGUUGAAGAGCACUGGAGGAUGGAUGGGAGCGCAUGGGUUCUAGUCCUAGCUCUUACCUUCAUGUAGCAGUAGUUCCAUUACCUAUAAACAAGGAAAAUAAUUCCCACCUUGACUGAGAGCUGUAUUUGGGGGAAAUAAAUGUCUAUAAGCUGAUUUUUUUUUUUUUUUUUUUUUUUGAGACAGAGUCUUACUUUUUCACCCUGGGUAGAGUUCCAUGGCAUUAUAGCUCACAGCAACCUCAAACUCUUGGGCUCAAGAGAUCAUCUUGCCUCAGUCUCCUGAGUAGCUGGGACUACGGGCACUCUCCACAACUGGUUAUUUUUAGAGACAAGGUCUCGCUCUUGCUCAGGCUGGUCUCAAACUCCUGAGCUCAGGCAAUCCACCUGCCUCAGCGUCCCAGAGUGCUAGGAUUACAGGCAUGAGCCACCAUGUCUGGCUUUGUAAGCUGUAAUGUAAAAAUAAAAUGUAUCAAUGGUCUUUUCAGAUCUAUUGUAGAGCCUACUUCAGUUUUGGAUGUCAGUGUUAAACGCGCAGGCAUGGGUGACAGCACAUGAUGCCAAGGAUUGAUUGAUCUGGGGAAAGGCAAUUCAGUUGCCAGCUGCCUGAAUCAGCCUCUCCAGGUCCCUGGGACUGCAUUCCAGACUCUGGCUUUCAGCAAGGCUGAUUGAAAACCAAACUUCUAUUGAUAUUUAAUGGGUACAAUAUUUCAGUUUUGGAAAAUGAAAAACGUCCUGGAGAUGGGUGGUUGUGAUGGUUGCACAACAAUAUGAACGUACUUUAUGCCACUCAAUGACAUCCUUAAAAAUGGUUAAAAUGGUAGUGAAUUGUAUGUUCUAUAUAAUUUACCACAAUUAAAAAUGAACAGAAAGUAUAUAUUUGUUCCAAGAAGUUAAAAAAAAACAACCCAAUCUCAGUAAAAUAAUUUUACUAAGUCCAUAUGUUCUAAAUAAAAUGUUGGCAAAUUCCGAAUAUCCGUUAAUGUAUACAAAUAUCUAAGACCUGUUUUCCCCUUUUUAAAUCUAUUUUGGUGGGUUCUGAUGUUACAUAUAGUUUAGUUAAUGGUUUAAAAGAGAGUUAAUUAAAUUUGACC